CCUUAUCUCCCACCAAAACACAGACUCAGCCGGUGACCAUUGUCAAACACCAAACAACAACAAAGCUUCUCUAACGCCAAUGGCUGUGUCCUCUUCCACUUCAGUAUAUAUUACCCAGAAAACCUUUCGUAUACCAACUCCGAAAGAUGGCUUUGCAUUCUCAAAUUCCAUGACCAUCAGUUUUGCACCAAAUCUGCGCAAGUUUUGCAUUCGAAGCUCAGGUAGUGAUGUGUCUGCUGCAGAGACUGCAACUGCUACUGAGAAUGAUGGAAGCUCCAUCGAAGUUCCGGAAGAAUCCCCGUCUCUGAUUUCUGCCCUUAACGUCGAACGAGCUCUUCGUGGCAUACCAAUUACUGAUGUGAAUCACUAUGGUAGGCUAGGACUUCAAAGAGGAUGCACCUCCGACCAGAUUAGAGCUGCAUAUAAAACCAAGCUUGAUGAGCUAAAGAGCCAGGGACUAGAAGAGGAGGAGCUAAACAAGAAAUUGGAACCUUUGAAAGAGUCCUACACCAUAUUAUCGUCCGCGGAUGAGAAAAGGUUAUAUGAUUGGAGCCUAGGCAGGACUGCAAAUCCAGACACAUAUCUUUGGCCUUUUGAGGUUGAGACCACGAGAGCAACCCCGGAUACUCCCCCACCAGUAAUGGAACCCGAAGACUUUGGGCCGACGAGAUUGGUGGGAUACGUCGGGUUGGGAUGGAUAAUAUUGUCCCUUGUAUUAUCAAUAGCCCUUAAUCGAGGACCCUAGAUUUGUCCUCUGAUGCAGCUUGCAUAUUGUCUCUGUAGCUUCGCACCCUCUUGAAACAGCUAUUUGGUGAGAAUUAUGGGCUGCAUUGCAGUGAUGCAUCAACCAAAAUUACUGCACCAAUUUGGUGUUUUAGGGGCAGGAAGAGAUGUAUCUACCUGUAAAAUGGAAAAAGGAAACACGUUAUUCAUCUAGCAAGUAAAUUAUUUGUUGAGGUAUUUUACCUAUGCAGAAGUUUGUUUGAAAAUAUCUGUCCAUCCCACCAGGGAUCGCCACCAAAAGUCACUGUAUUCACUUGUCCACGUAGAGAAAACCACUGUAUUGUAUCGAGAAAAAAAAAAUCCAUGUGGAAAUAUUCAGAUUUCAGCAAUGAAUAAACUUUAAAAACCUGGAUUGGCACAUGAAAUAUAUAGUAUAAAGAAGUCUACUACAAACUCGUAUAUGAAGAACUAAAUGAAAAAUAGGUAUCAACGGAUGUAAUUGAAUGAUUCCUGUUGUUUGGGAGUUUCCCACCUGGAUGUUUAGUGCUUUAAAUCAAUAAAGAUUAUUUUCAUAAGAAAAAAAAACUCAUAUGAAUGACCCAAACAACAUAAAUCAAUCUUUUUAGCUUGAAUAAAAUGAAGGCUAACAACUAAAAAUGUCCAAAGUGUACAGUAAAAUGUGUGUGAUCUCUGACUCUACAUGCAUUGUACAUGGGAGGAGGAGGAGGAGGAAGAAUCUACACCCACUGAUUCAUACAUACCACACACUGUAAAUGACAGAAGGGGAAGCAACAACAAUACCCCCACUUUUCUGGCUUAUGUUUCUUCAUCUGAAUUUCUCUGAGAGAACAUACCUUCACCCGCUUCAACAUGUCUCAGUCUCUCGGCAAAGAGUAAGAAAGGCAUUCAGCAAUACGACUAUAUUAACCCCUUCAGUUCUGUUUCAAGAAUUCGCUUUGCCAGACUUCGCCACAAGGAUCAGACUAAAACAGGAAAGAUGGUUAGUUAGCGGAUAUCAAUAGAAACAUACUUCCAUAAGCCAACCAGUCAAUUAGAUCUGUAUCAAGAAAAACCAAGAAUUCACAUUAGACCAGAAGUAUUCUAGAAAGGUCCACAAUGACUGCACUAGAUUUA
This is a messenger RNA of Fragaria vesca subsp. vesca, 1857 nucleotides long. RefSeq lists its product as uncharacterized. The record is from RefSeq and is a predicted model, not a curated record. Bases 80 to 745 code for a protein of 221 amino acids. NCBI's taxonomy places the organism in Eukaryota, Viridiplantae, Streptophyta, Magnoliopsida, Rosales, Rosaceae. The transcript is spliced from 5 exons. Gene Ontology annotation, cellular component: chloroplast thylakoid membrane; NAD(P)H dehydrogenase complex (plastoquinone); chloroplast.